GGUUUUAGCAAAAUAACUCUUUUUUUUAAUCUUACACUAUUUUAUUUGAAUCACUAUCACAUUACAAUGGCAGAAUUUGAUGAAUUUGACAAAUAUGAACUACCUUCUUUACACCAAGAAACACAUAGAGACAGGCAAUACCCAUAUGAAUCAGACCCAAAUGAACUAUAUGUAUAUGAAUCAUAUCCAGAUGAAUCAUAUCAAGAUGAAUCAUAUCUGGACAAUUUAUAUUAG
Molecule: messenger RNA, 234 nt
Organism: Dentiscutata erythropus
Lineage: Eukaryota; Fungi; Glomeromycota; Glomeromycetes; Diversisporales; Gigasporaceae
Source: the annotation of a GenBank genome assembly